This is a messenger RNA of Penicilliopsis zonata CBS 506.65, 2418 nucleotides long. RefSeq lists its product as hypothetical. Gene Ontology annotation, cellular component: cytoplasm. The transcript has 2 exons. Gene Ontology annotation, biological process: cysteinyl-tRNA aminoacylation. NCBI's taxonomy places the organism in Eukaryota, Fungi, Ascomycota, Eurotiomycetes, Eurotiales, Aspergillaceae. The record is from RefSeq and is a predicted model, not a curated record. Gene Ontology annotation, molecular function: ATP binding; cysteine-tRNA ligase activity. Bases 1 to 2418 code for a protein of 805 amino acids.
AUGGCCACUGCGCGCCAACAGCCGCCCUGGCGGGCGCCCGCCGUCUCUGCAGAGACCAGCGCGCAGCUGCCGCCGCUGAAGAUCUUCAACUCGCUGACGCGCUCCAAGACGCCGUUUGUGCCCCUCGACCCGGCGGGCAAGAAGGUCACCUGGUAUGCGUGCGGUCCGACUCCGUAUGACGACUCGCAUCUCGGCCAUGCCCGCAACUAUCUCACCACGGAUAUCAUCCGUCGGAUCAUGCGCGAUUACUUCAAGUUCAACGUCAACUUUGUUAUGAACAUCACGGAUAUUGACGACAAGAUCAUUCUGCGAGCACGCCAGCAGCACCUGUUUGCCGAGUUCGUGGCGGCACACCCGACGAUCGAUGCGGAGGUUCUCGAAGUGGCCAAGGGCGCGUAUACUGCGUAUCUGAAGAAGAACCUGGGCUUGUUGGACUCGAGUUUGGCCCCUGCCCAGUUCCAAACUGAGGUCGAGAAGGUGUAUGCGAUUGUGUUCAACGGAGGACCGCUACCGGGGAACGAGAAGGCGGGAGACGAUGAAGCGAAGGCGAAGAUGCAUAUCAAGACGGUAGCCUCGGCGGCCAAGGUGAUCGCACAGGCGGAGAGCGGCUCGGCCUUGCCCGCAGGCUUUUCCGAAACCUUCUACACCAGCGCCCAGGAUCUGCUGCAUCCGUAUUUGGACUCUCUCAAGGGGUCAUCCAUUGAUGCAGAGAACUACGCAAUCUUCUCUAAGCUGACCAAGAAAUGCGAAGAGAGCUUCAUGCAAGAUAUGGACGACCUGAACAUCCUGCGCCCCGAUGAGCUGACCAGGGUGACCGAAUUCUGCCCCGAGAUUGUCGAUUUCGUCGCCAAAAUCGUCGAAAACAAGUUUGGAUAUGUUACCUCCGAUGGGUCCGUCUACUUCGAUAUCGAGGCCUUCGAGGCCGCCGGCCACCCGUACGCACGUCUCGAACCCUGGAGUCGAUCGGAUAAGAAACUGGUGUCUGAAGGCGAGGGGGCAUUGACUGCCAAGGUCACAGAGAAACGCUCACCGUCCGAUUUUGCCCUCUGGAAGGCUUCGAAGCCUGGGGAGCCCAGAUGGACGAGUGCCUGGGGUAAAGGUCGCCCCGGGUGGCACAUCGAGUGCUCUGCAAUGGCAAGUGCCAAGCUGGGCAAGCAGUUGGACAUCCACUCGGGUGGAAUCGAUCUGGCCUUCCCGCAUCACGACAACGAGCUGGCACAGAGCGAAGCGUACUGGGCGCAGCCUCACUCCCACGGUAGCCAGUGGGUCAACUAUUUCUUGCACAUCGGGCAUCUGUCCAUCCAAGGUUCGAAGAUGUCGAAGAGUCUCAAGAACUUCACCACCAUCCGGGAAGCUCUUGACCGCAAGGAUUGGACUUCCCGUAGCCUUCGGAUUAUCUUUCUGCUCGGUGGUUGGAAGGAAGGGGUAGAGAUCACGGAAGACCUGGUCAACGCUGGAAACGCGUGGGAGGAUAAGGUGAAUAACUUCUUCCUCAAGAUGAAGGACCCGGCGGCCUUGCAAGGGCCCGGUGGAUCGGAUCGUUCUCUGGCUGGGGCUUUGGAAGCCGCCAAGACGACUGUCCAUGAAAACUUGUGCGACUCCUUCAACACUCCUGGAGUCAUGUACACCAUCUCGGAGCUCAUUACCAGCUACAACAGCGCCGACAAGUCUGCUGUAAAUACCUCCGAUGUGGAAGCAAUUGCGCGAUGGGUGACGCUGAUGGUCAACACCUUCGGUCUCAACGGCUCGGCAACCGUCGACAGCACGGAGAUCGGCUGGACCGGUAUUGACGUGCCCGAGGAAGCGAAGCCAUUCCUGUUACCUCUGUCCGCAAUGCGGGACUCGUUGCGGCAAGCCGCGCGGGACAAGGCUGGCAUCUCUGCCGAUCAAAUCAAGACGAUCGUUGACAGUGGAUCCGUUCCUGACCAGACGGUGACCGAGUCGGCCAAGCCCUAUGCUACCGUUCUGUCGGAUUUCCGAGUCAAGAUUUCGGCGCUUGAGUCGUCUGAUACUCUCAACAAGGAAGUUUUGGCGCUCUGCGACCAGCUCCGUGACGUAGAUCUCUUCGACAUCGGAAUCUAUCUCGAAGACCGCGACAACCUGCCGGCGCUGGUCCGUCCAGUGACGCGAGAUCUGAUCCAAGCGCGGGAAGAGAAGGCAGAGCGCGCGCGUCAGAAACAGAUCGAGAAGGAGAACAAGGAGAAGGAAGCCCUGAAGAGGCUCGAGAAAGGAAAGCAGAGCCAUCUGGAAAUGUUCCGGACGAGCGAGUACAGCGCGUGGGACGCAGACGGCAUCCCGACCAAGGAUGCGGCAGGCGAGGAAAUCACUAAAAGCCGGGCCAAGAAGCUGCGCAAGGACUGGGAGAGACAGAAGAAGGCCCACGAAGCCUGGCUGAACAGCCAGGCGGGGGCGAAAUAG